This is a messenger RNA of Dermatophagoides farinae (American house dust mite), 2338 nucleotides long. RefSeq names its product minichromosome maintenance 7 (gene Mcm7). Gene Ontology annotation, cellular component: nucleus; MCM complex. Gene Ontology annotation, biological process: DNA replication initiation; double-strand break repair via break-induced replication; DNA strand elongation involved in DNA replication. The record is from RefSeq and is a predicted model, not a curated record. Lineage: Eukaryota; Metazoa; Arthropoda; Arachnida; Sarcoptiformes; Pyroglyphidae. Gene Ontology annotation, molecular function: ATP binding; single-stranded DNA helicase activity; single-stranded DNA binding.
AUUGUUGUUGGCGCCAAAAAAUUUCAAUCCAUUCAAACAAAGAAAAAGCAUACACAUGUCCACUGUUGUGUACUUUUAAAUUUUAAAUUCCAUCAUUUAUUCAUAACCUUUUAAUAAAUUUUUCUCUAAAAAUGUUCAUUCGAGAUUAUGAAAAAGAUAAAGAAAUUAUUCGUAAAGUGAUUCUCGGUCCGAAUUAUACGGAAAAAUUAAUCAAGAUUGCCGACCGAGACGAAAUCAUAUUGUCAAUCGAUUUGGAUGAUGUCGAAAAAGUUGAUCCAGAUUUAUGUGCAGCAAUCGUUAACAAUACGAAACGCUAUGUUCAACUAUUCUGUCAAGUUGUCGAUGAAAUUUUGCCAGAUUUUCGUGUGAGAGAAAAUGUUUCUAAAGAUAAGUUGGACGUAUUCAUUGAACAUCGUAUUCUGGCCGAGAUGCGUAAUCGUCAAGAAGAAAAUCAAGGUGAUUUAAGCGCACAGAAUAUUGCUACUAAAUAUCCACCUGAAUUGAUGCGUCGAUAUGAACUUUAUUUUAAACCGCCAACUACACAAAAACCGAUUCCUGUUCGUCAGGUACGUGGCAAAGAUAUUGGUAAAUUGGUUUCAAUAACUGGUGUGGUUACUCGAUGUGCCGAAGUGAAACCAUUGAUGGUGGUUGCCACCUACACUUGCGAUUCAUGUGGUUCUGAAACUUAUCAACCGAUCGGUUCACAAUCAUUCAUGCCAUUGGAACGUUGUACUAGCCAAGAAUGUAAAGCUAAUAAAACAUCGGGCCGAUUAAGUCUACAAUCACGUGGUUCGAAAUUUAUGAAAUUUCAGGAGAUACGCGUGCAAGAACAUAGCCGCGAUGUUCCCGUAGGUAAUAUUCCGCGUAGUAUCAGUGCUAUUUGUCGUGGUGAAAUGACCCGACAAUGUGCACCCGGUGAUCAUGUCAAUGUAUCUGGUAUAUUUUUGCCAAUAAAUCGAACUGGAUUCCGACAAAUGGUCGCUGGUUUACUUGCUGAUACAUACAUUGAAACGCAUUGUAUUUCAGUUACGAAUAAAACGUUGGAAGAAGACGAAUACGAUAUGACUGAUGAAGAAUUUAUCAGAAUGAUUGAAAAUGAAAAUAUUAAUAUUAAUCGAUUGGCAAGCAGUAUCGCUCCAGAAAUUUACGGCCAUUUAGAUCUUAAAAAAGCUUUACUUUUAUUAUUAGUUGGUGGUGUGGAUCAGAACACUGCAGGUAUGAAAAUUCGUGGAGCUAUCAACAUUUGUUUAAUGGGCGAUCCUGGUGUGGCUAAAUCUCAAUUGCUUGGCUUUAUCGAUCGAGUUGCUACACGAAGUGUCUAUACAAAUGGCCGAGGUUCAUCGGGUGUUGGUUUGACUGCAGCCGUUAUGAAAGAUUCGAUUACUGGAGAGUUUGUUCUUGAAGGUGGUGCUUUAGUAUUAGCCGAUCAAGGCAUCUGUUGUAUUGAUGAAUUCGAUAAGAUGCUUGAAGCAGAUCGUACAGCCAUACACGAAGUGAUGGAACAGCAAACAAUUUCGAUUGCCAAAGCUGGUAUUAUGACCACCUUGAAUGCUAGAGUAUCGAUUUUGGCUGCUGCCAAUCCAGUAUAUGGGCGAUAUAAUACAAAAAAAUCAAUCGAACAUAAUAUUCAACUUCCAGCAGCUUUAUUGUCUCGUUUUGAUCUUUUGUGGUUGAUUACGGAUCAGCCGGACAAAGAUAAUGAUUUUAAAUUGGCCCAGCAUAUUGCCUACGUACACCAGAAUUGUACGCAGCCUAAGCUCCAAUUUGAACCAUUGUCAAUCAAAGUAAUGCGUCGUUUUAUCCAAGUUGCACGCCGUCAUAAUCCAGUGAUACCACCGCAUCUAACAGAAGAUAUUGUUGCUGCAUACAUCAAUAUGCGAAAUGAAGCUCGAAAUAAUCAGAAUAUGACUUUCACUUCCCCACGAACAUUGUUGGCAAUAUUACGUUUAUCGACUGCUUUGGCAAGGAUUCGACUUGCUGACACCGUUGACCGCGUCGAUAUUUGUGAAGCUAUGCGAUUGAUUGCCGCAUCCAAAGCCUCUAUUCAACCAAAUCAAGAGGAUAAACCUGCUGUAUCGAAAAUCACUAAAAUCUAUCAAAUCAUUCAUAAUAUGGCUGAAGAUCGUGUGGUGAAUAUGGCCGAUGCUAUUGAACGUUGUAUCAUUCUUGGAUAUUCAAACGAUGAUAUCGAAGAAGCCAUUGAAGAAUUCGAAAAUAACAACAUGUGGAGUGUUACCAAAGAUGGAUCUCGUAUUCUUUUUGUCUAACUUUUGAUUAUUUAAUAAUUUGUAUUUUAAUCUCAAUCUUUUACUUGAUAUUAAUGAAUGGAUUUUAAUUA